Molecule: messenger RNA, 973 nt
Organism: Rhizopus microsporus ATCC 52813
Lineage: Eukaryota; Fungi; Mucoromycota; Mucoromycetes; Mucorales; Rhizopodaceae
Product: HMG-box
Exons: 6
Coding region: 173-883 (236 amino acids)
Source: RefSeq, a predicted model, not a curated record
CUCCUAUGUUUUUAUAAUAACAGCUAUUAAAGAGUAUCAUCUUGCUGUUCCUUACACAAAGCUGCUUGUAAUUAUUAAUCACAUAAGAAACUGAGUUAAGCUUACUUGUCUUGGCUCAACCAUCAAAAUUUCCCUUUUUUUUUUUCUUUUCUUUUGUUUAUCAACAAUAAGCAUGGCAGAAGACCUUAAAUACAAAAAUAAGCUUAUUGACCUUAAGAAGCGUAUACGUGAAGUAGAAAAAGAAAAUGACUUACUCAACGUAAGAUUAUACAAAGCCCGUAAGAGUAUUCGACAUUUAAAAUUGGAAAGAGUAUUUCUGCUUGAUCGUAUAGAAAAAUCAGGAAAUCACAUUGUCGAUGACAACGAUGAACCACUUGAUUUGCUAUCAGAGAUGGAAGAUGAUUCAGAAAUAAUACAGAAAUAUAGCAAAGGCAGCAAUAAUACCCGUUCUAAGCAAGACCAAGAACAGAAACCAAAGAGAGAUCCGAAUGCACCCAAAGGCCCAGGAAAUGUCUUUUUUAUUUAUUGCCGUAUGGAAAGGGAUAAAGUAAAGGAUGAAUGUCAAACAGAUAAUCUUGGUGAAAUAACAAGGAUUUUGGGACAAAGGUGGAAGAACUUGUCAGCAGAUGAAAAGAAGAAAUAUCAAGAUAUUUUCAAAAAGGAAUACAAAGAAUAUACAGAAGCAUUAAAUGCUUAUGCAGCAAGUCUUCCAACUACAGCAGAAAGCACUGCUUCUUCACCCGCUCAACCUGUUGAUUAUUCAAACACACUUCCUCAGUCACAUGAAUCAUUUGAAGCAUUUACUGAAGAACAGAAAAAGGAAGCAUCUUAUCCCCAAGAGUCAUCAUCUACCACAACAACAAUGUCCUGGUAUCCAUCUUAAAACAUUAAAUUCAUUACUGCGCGCGCGCUCUCUCACAUACUUUGUGACUUUAUGCUACCUGAACCAUUUAUAAUCAUUUCUUUUUUUUUU